UCAAUUUUGAUGGAGCAUGUCAGUGUAUUGAUUAAUAAGUGUACUAGAGGAGGAGGAGGAGGAGAGAAAGAGGGAGCUAUACAGCAAUCAGCUCUUCUUUGCUUAAGACAAAUAAUAAACAGGAUAGGGACUAGCCACUCACAUAAAUUCAUAUCAGUGACUAGAUCACUAUUGGAUGCAAUUGGAACUAAGACAGGCCCAGUACUACACUCCUCUGCUACUUCUAAUGCUUUACUCUGUAUAUCAGAAUCAUGUGCUAGCCUUACAGUGCGCCUCAUACCACUGCUACCUACCAUACUAUCCACUGCACUCAAAUACAUUGAACAGAGUGAUAAAUCUAGUGGUCUUGUCUUGAGUUCUCUUAUACUGAUAAGAACUGUUAUUCAAACCUUGCCAAGAUUCAUUAGCUCUUUUGUCCCAUCCAUCAUCAAAAAGAUAUGUAGCAGUGAUUUUCUUGAGGUUGCUGGUAAGGAAGAUUUAUUAACUGAAGCUACUUUAGUGAGGGAGUCUUUGCCUGUUGGAGUUCCUUCCAGUGUAUUGUUAUCAGCCAUAACUGAAGCCUUACCUCUUGUCAUGAAAGAUGGGAAAUCGAGUGUUAUUGCAUUGGUGAAUAUAUUGAGGACUUGUAUCGGGUCAUUAACUAAGAAGGUUGAUGUGAAUCAGCCAGUACUGAUUGAUAUAUUCACAGCUUUACUGGAGUAUAGGUCUAACUAUGAACAUGAGACAGAGUCUGAUGUGAGUGAGGUUGAGACUGAAGUCAAUCAGUCCUUCACUGAUCUUGUUGUUAAAUUAUCUGAAGCAUCUUUCAAACCAACACUCAAUAAAUUGCUGGUCUGGGCUGACUCCGGGGAUAAGAUCCUUACCUUUUAUCAUUUAAUAAGAGAUGUUGCGAAGAAGUUAAAGGUCCUUUUUCUGUUGUUUGCUGACCAGUUGGUGGAUAGUAUAGUAUCACUACUAUCAUCAUGUCAUCUUGUUAAUAAUAAAGGCUUGCUUCCAUUCAGUGAUUCAUCCUAUGCCUCUAGUAUCAUUAAAACUAACCUUUGUCUUCAAUUCCUCUUUGAUACACUCCAGAUAUGCUUCCUUCAUGAUAAAGGAUCAUUCCUAAACAAAGAGCGGUCCCAGCAACUAAUGGAACCACUUGUUGAACAGAUUACUAAUACGUUAAGUUCUGAAGAUAAUGAGUUGUACUUGACUUUAAUGAGGUCUCAUUUGAGUCCUUGCAUUGCUCAGUUGGCAGUGGCUGCCUCCAGUGGAGAGACUCAAUGGAAGAAACUGAACCAACAGCUCCUAAUGAAAACAAGAGAGAGCAAGCCAAUGGUGAGGCUGUGUGCCCUACAGAUUGCUGGCUCAAUGUAUUCUAAAUUGGGAUCAGAAGUGAAUGUUAUUCUACCUGAAAUAAUACCAUUCCUCUCUGAACUGAUGGAAGAUGAGUGUGAAGAUGUUGAAAGGGAAGUUCAAGAGACGAUCAAGUCAAUAGAGGCAGUGACUGGGGAAUCAGUUCAACAAUAUCUUUGAUAAUAAUAAUAAUAAUAAUAAUGAAAUUUCCUUUUGUAAAUAUUAAAAUGAUAAAGUUUUAAAAUCUUAUAAGGC
This is a messenger RNA of Amphimedon queenslandica, 1590 nucleotides long. Its product is annotated as HEAT repeat-containing protein 1-like. The transcript has 13 exons. Gene Ontology annotation, molecular function: snoRNA binding. Gene Ontology annotation, cellular component: t-UTP complex; small-subunit processome; 90S preribosome. The record is from RefSeq and is a predicted model, not a curated record. Gene Ontology annotation, biological process: maturation of SSU-rRNA from tricistronic rRNA transcript (SSU-rRNA, 5.8S rRNA, LSU-rRNA); positive regulation of transcription by RNA polymerase I. Bases 10 to 1515 code for a protein of 501 amino acids. Lineage: Eukaryota; Metazoa; Porifera; Demospongiae; Haplosclerida; Niphatidae.